This is a messenger RNA of Metarhizium robertsii ARSEF 23, 1356 nucleotides long. RefSeq names its product sarcosine oxidase. Gene Ontology annotation, molecular function: saccharopine oxidase activity; sarcosine oxidase activity; flavin adenine dinucleotide binding. The coding region runs from base 1 to 1356 and encodes 451 amino acids. The record is from RefSeq and is a predicted model, not a curated record. NCBI's taxonomy places the organism in Eukaryota, Fungi, Ascomycota, Sordariomycetes, Hypocreales, Clavicipitaceae. The transcript is spliced from 2 exons.
AUGGCAAACUCUACGCCCAUUGUCAUCGUUGGCGCCGGCGCCUUUGGCCUGUCCACGGCGUUGCACCUCUCCAGAGCCGGCUACACCGACAUUACCGUGCUGGACAAGGACGACGCGGUGCCAUCGCGGUAUUCGGCCGCAAAUGACCUCAACAAGAUUGUCAGAGCCGAAUACGAAGACGCCUUCUACACAGAGCUGGCACUGUCUGCCGUCUCUGCUUCGCCCCCCGUCCAGAAAGCAGUGUCGGCCUGGAGGACACCGCUCUUCGCCCCGUACUACCACCAGACGGGGUUCCUGCACUGCGUGUCCGAGACGGCUCCGGAAAAGGCCGUCGCCACAAUGCAGCGGUUCCGAGCGUCGGCUGAGAAGGACGCCCAACUGCGCCGGCAGCUCGUCAGCAUAGACACAAGACGCGAUAUCCUCCACCAUGUGCCGCAGUUCCACGACGGGCCGCUCCCCGGCUGGAGAGGCUAUCUGAAUCGCUGCGCCGGCUACGCGCAGUCUGGACAUGCCCUGGCCGCCGUCCACCGGCAUCUCUGCCAGUCGGGCGUCCGGUUCCGUCUAGGCCCCAGCAACGAAGUAGUCGGCAUCCACUACGAGGCCCCCUCGGCCGACGGCUCCGGUGCUGCUGGCCGAACCGCGCGCGGAGUCCAGACAGCAAACGGCAGCUUCUACCCGGCGCGGCUCGUCGUCGUCGCCGCGGGCGCGUGGGCGGCACAGCUCGUUCCCCAACUCGGCUCCCAGGUCGUGGCGAGGUGCUGGUCCGUCGCGCACGUCCAGCUCACCGACGACGAGGCCUCCGCGCUCAGGGGCAUACCCGUCACGUACGCGCGCGACCUGGGCUUCUUUUUCGAGCCCGACCCGGGAACCAAGUUGCUCAAGCUGUGUCCCAUGGGGGCCGGCAUCGUCAAUACCGACGGCGAGACGGGCGUUUCGCUGCCCCCGGGGGAUCUGUCCCGGAGCGCGUUUAUGCCCGGCCACGAUGAGGGAAAGCUGCGGCGGCUGCUGGCUCAUACUUUGCCUGCGCUGGCGGAGCGGCCGCUGGUCAAGAGGUCUCUGUGCUGGUUUGCCGACACGAGCGACUCCGACUACAUUGUCGACUAUGUGCCCGGGACGCGGUCCUCGGUCGUUGUCCUGUCGGGUGACUCGGGCCACGGCUUCAAGAUGUUUCCCAUUGUGGGAUCGUGGGUGGCGGACUUGCUGCGCGCGGCUGAUGGCAGGCAGCACGAGGCCCGUUGGCGCUGGAAAGAUCAGAAAGCGGAAAGGGCAGGCAGUCAUGGGGGAGACGAGGUGAGCUGGAGAGUAGGUGAGACGAGGGAGUUGGCUUCUGUUGAGCCUACGAAUCCUGGGUUGUAA